CCAGCCUCCUGGCCGGAGUAAAAUUGUGCAGGCAGCCACACUGCGCGUCAGAAGACUGUCCGCGCUCCCCCACGUCGAUGACUGCCGCUGCAGAGACCAACUGGUCCACGCGUGAACGAGCACAAGUCAGGAUAAGGUUUCUCAAGCCCGGGAAAGUAUGCCGGCGAUAGUCAGCAAAAACUCCGACAUGGAGUUUGACUAUUUGCAACCGUGCUUCUACCCGGACGAGGACUACUUCUACUUCUGCGGGCCAGACUCCGCGCCACCGGGGGAGGACAUCUGGAAGAAAUUCGAGCUGCUGCCCACUCCGCCCGUCUCCCCGAGCCGCGCCGCGCUACCCGGGGAGCAGCCGGAGGCGGACCUCCUGGGUUUCGGCUUGGGGGACCCGCUGGACUGGGCCUCGGAGCUGCUGCUCUCGCCCGAAGACGACAUCUGGGGGGCGUCCGACGAUUUGGAUCUGUUCGGUUCCGCUUUGGAUACAAACCCAAACAGCAUCAUCCUCCAGGACUGUAUGUGGAGCGGAUUCUCGGCCCGGGAGAAGCUGGAGAGGGCGGUCACGGAGAAACUGGGCAAGGCGAUUACGAGCGCCACGGCCACGGCGACCGCCCCGGCUCCCGCGACCACGGCCGCUGCCGCCGCCGCCGCCGGCUCCGGGAGGCGGGACGCGUGCGCCAAAGCCCCCGAGGCGACGAGCCGCAACGCGGCGUCGGAGUGCGUGGACCCCGCCGUUGUGUUCCCCUUCCCCGUGAACAAGAAGAGCGCCGGCGGGGACUCGACCGGCGGCGCGAGCGCGUCCGCGGGCCGCGGGAGCGCCCACAGCGACUCCGAAGAAGAAGAAGAUGAGGAGGAGGAGGAUGAUGAUGAUGAUGACGAUGAAGAAGAAGAAGAAGAGGAGGAUGAUGAGGAGGAGGAGGAAGAGGAGAUUGACGUGGUUACAGUUGAAAAAAGGUAUUUCACAUUCAGCAAAACCUCAGCUGCGGCGUCAAGAAGUCAAGACCAGAGGGGAGCCGCCUCGGGGUCCGGCGGGGCGGGUCGCUUCGUCAGCCGAGCGCCCCAGGAGCUCAUCCUGAAGCGGAGCUCGGUGCACCAGCAUCAGCACAACUACGCCGCGCCCUCGCCGUACACGUCAGACGACGACCCGGCGCCGCCCCCAAAGAAGCAGAGGACGUCCGACGCCGCGCGGCACCCGGCCAGGACCCCCUCCUCGUCCUCGUCGUGCGGCUCGGUCGGGUCGGGCCCUCGCAGCAAGCGCAGCUACAGCGGGGACAGCAGCCCGAGGGGCGGCUCCGACUCGGAGGACAGCGAGCGGCGGCGCAACCACAACAUCCUGGAGCGCCAGCGCCGCAACGACCUGCGCUCCAGCUUCCUGACCCUGCGCGACCACGUGCCGGAGCUGGCGCACAACGAGAAGGCGGCCAAGGUUCUGAUCCUGAAGAAGGCCACAGAGUACGUGAGCUCCCUGGACAGGGAGGAACUGCGGCUCCAGCAGGAGGUGGUCCGACUGCAGGCCCGCCGGCAGCAACUGAUGCGCCGACUAGAGCAGGCGAGGACUCGCUAACCCGUCGCCGCCCGAAAAACACACAUAUACACACACACACACGUUCCCGGGAAGACUCCUGGCCGCCACCACCUCUACCGAAAACCUCCUCACCCAACCCGGUCUGCACGGGUAAACAUUGAGUUAAGCGCAGGCCCACAUGUACAAAGACCACCUCUGAGGACGACGCGAUGCGCUAACGCGAGGGAGAUGGGCCGAUGCUUCUGGAGGGAUUUUCGGACUUUCACUGCCGCCACUUUUUUUGCACAUUUGUUGACAUUAAGAAUGUUUAGGAUUUACUUUUUCAGUCCAGUCACAUUGAGGAAUGAGGAAAUAGUCUUUUUUUUUUUUAUAUCACAUUGUUCUGGUAUUAGUUUGUAUUGUAAGCUCUUUUUUUUUUUUUUUUUUUUUUGGUGGUUUUUGUUUUUUCCUGUACUCACUGUGACACCAGCCUGGAAUUCAGCGGGAUUCCUACCGGGACCGGUGUUGGAGGGCACUUUGCUCGGAACGCUCAACUUAACUAAGAAGCCGUUUCACACCUCUAAACUUUUUGCCUUCACCACUGCAAAUGCAGACAAAUCUUUAAGAAAUAGCAAAACAAACACUAUAUAGACAAGUGAUGAUGCCACUAAAAGGUUUUUUGUUCUCCCUCCCACACACACCCCCCUGACCCCCCCUCAUUCCUCGAUCACACUGGUGCUCCAGCCAAGUAAAUGGAUGUAUACCCGUGCACCUUUCUAGCCGACACUUUUGUAUAUACAGUGGGGUACACACUUGUGUUCAAAAUGCCAGGUUUUUGUUAUAGAAAAAACAAAUUACAUUGAGAUAAACCUUUUGCAUAAUUUUCCCAUCGUUAUUAUGACCCUUUUUUUUUUUUCAUUGCGUUGCACAAGUUCUAGAAGUGUUAUACGUUUGGACAAGUAUGGACACCCCUUUUUUAAAAACUGGCAACGUGAUGAAACGACUGCAUUUAAAUAGGAGUCAGCACACGCCUGCCACUGUUUUGAAGUGCCUGCGUUUAAUUCCCAAAUAAAGUUCAGAUUUUCUAGCAGUCUUUUCAGGACAUUUUUUUCAAGUCACAUCUGCCGAGACCAUGCAGAAAUCGCUGUUCGAACUUGGAAAGUCACGGGAAAGGUAAAAAAAAGAAUUCCGAUGGCAUUAAUGGUACCAUGGAAGAUCGUGACUAAAUCUCCAAAAUUGAUGAAAAUGCUGGUCAGGGAAGUUGGAAAAAAUGCAUGAAAUUUCCAAAUGUGAGAAAACAGAUGGAACCAAGGUCCAACUUUUCGCCAUGAUUUAAAAAAAAAAAGUCAGUCUGGCACAAACAUUUCACUGCUUAACGCGCAACAACGCACCGUACUUGACGUCGGUGGCCGCAGUACACCUGUGAACUGUUUUUCUUCAGUAGGAAUUGGACUUAGUCAUGAUGGCGGGGUAUCAUGGAUGGUUAUAAAUACCAGGCAGUGAUGGAACGCGACCUUGAGGGUUCUGCUCGCAAGCUGCGGCAGAACUCCCAUCUAUCGGCCAGACAAUGAUGCGACUAUACAUCCAAAAAUCAACAAAACAACGUGCGUUUUUGAAAUGACUCAAGCAGAGUCGAGACCCAAAUGGAAGAGGGCCACCCGUGAACAGAUUUCGCCCUCGCAAUCUGACAGAUUUGGAACGUUUUUGACAAUAAGAGUAGGCAAAUUAUACCACAUUAUACACCCCCCCCCCUCCCAAAAAAAGUGUACUGUACUAUUUAACAAAAGGCAGCGGUGCGACAACUGUGUUUGAGGGUGUGCAUAUUUAUGCAAGCGGAUUAUUGUACAGAUGAGAUUUGUUUUCUCCCUUCGAUUGAGUUGUGCAGUUUGAUUGUUCCCAUUCAUUUUGGAAAAGAUUUUGAAAGUGUUUGAUUACUUUAUAUCACGAAUAUCUUGCAUUGUAACACGGGUGCAUAGAUUUUUUUUUUUUUAUAUACAUCAACCGUUAAAAUCAAUGUACAGACAAAAAUACACACAGAUCUGCCUUGUUUUGUAAAACAUUUUGUCUUUUUUUUUAUAUAAAUAUAUACUUGUCAGGAAGCUGCCAAUAAUAACUAGACUGGAAGUUUAUAUACCUUUAAAAAGUACUGUAAAGGCCUCCAUUUUUGAGAGUCGUGAACUUUUGUAAUAUAACGAUAUAUUGCUUUUAUUCCUCUCUUUUUCUUUGUAUCAUUUUACUAAUUCUACACCUUUUACGCUUUUUAGUGUGAUACAUACUAAAUUUGAUACCUAUAUUUUCGUAUGAAAAUGAGUUCUCGGUAGAUAUCACUUAUCUUUUUUUUCAUCUUCUAUCUCAAACUUUUGUACAGCAAAUGUGUUCUAUCCACGUACGUUUUAAUCCCCCCCCCCUCGCUUUCUUUUGUUUAUAUUUGUAACUAUCGGGUGCAUAGAAUUGGGUAUAUGGAUGAGAGAUGGGGUGUUUUUUUUUUUUUUGCCCCCCCCUCCCGAUUUUGAAAAUGUACAUUUUAUUAGUGCUGCAACUCAUAGCACUUUGAAAUACCUCAUUUUGACAAAUAAAUAGACAUCAUU
Syngnathoides biaculeatus (alligator pipefish) is the source of this 4086-nucleotide messenger RNA. RefSeq names its product MYCN proto-oncogene, bHLH transcription factor (gene mycn). NCBI's taxonomy places the organism in Eukaryota, Metazoa, Chordata, Actinopteri, Syngnathiformes, Syngnathidae. The coding region runs from base 158 to 1558 and encodes 466 amino acids. Gene Ontology annotation, biological process: regulation of transcription by RNA polymerase II. The record is from RefSeq and is a predicted model, not a curated record. Gene Ontology annotation, molecular function: DNA-binding transcription factor activity, RNA polymerase II-specific; protein dimerization activity; RNA polymerase II cis-regulatory region sequence-specific DNA binding. The transcript is spliced from 3 exons.